AUGGCGGAGAGCAGCGGUCGCCUGGGCAAAGGCAGCGGGAGCGGCACGGGGAAGGGGGCGGUGUCGGCCGAUCAGGUGAUUGCUGGCUUCAACCGCCUUCGGCAGGAACAGCGGGGCCUGGCAUCAAAGGCAGCCGAGCUGGAGAUGGAGCUGAAUGAGCACAGCCUCGUGAUCGAUACGCUUAAGGAGGUGGAUGAGACCCGCAAGUGCUUCCGUAUGGUUGGAGGGGUGCUGGUGGAGCGCACUGUCAAAGAGGUGCUGCCUGCCUUGGAGAACAACAAGGAGCAGAUACAGAAGAUCAUUGAGACACUGACUCAGCAGCUUCAGGCAAAGGGAAAAGAAUUAAAUGAAUUCCGGGAAAAGCACAAUAUUCGACUCAUGGGCGAAGAUGAGAAGCCAGCCAAGGAGAACUCAGAAGGAGCCGGGGCGAAGGCCAGCUCCGCUGGAGUGUUGGUCUCCUAG
Pipistrellus nathusii (Nathusius's pipistrelle) is the source of this 462-nucleotide messenger RNA. Lineage: Eukaryota; Metazoa; Chordata; Mammalia; Chiroptera; Vespertilionidae. The record is from the annotation of a GenBank genome assembly.